This is a messenger RNA of Saccharomyces paradoxus, 864 nucleotides long. RefSeq names its product F-actin-capping protein subunit beta (gene CAP2). Gene Ontology annotation, cellular component: F-actin capping protein complex; actin cortical patch; cytoplasm. The transcript has a single exon. The record is from RefSeq and is a predicted model, not a curated record. The coding region runs from base 1 to 864 and encodes 287 amino acids. Gene Ontology annotation, molecular function: actin filament binding. NCBI's taxonomy places the organism in Eukaryota, Fungi, Ascomycota, Saccharomycetes, Saccharomycetales, Saccharomycetaceae. Gene Ontology annotation, biological process: barbed-end actin filament capping; cell morphogenesis; actin cytoskeleton organization.
AUGUCUGAUGCUCAAUUCGAUGCUGCUUUAGAUAUUCUCAGGAGACUAAAUCCUACCACGUUACAAGAGAACCUAAACAACUUGAUCGAAUUACAACCAAAUUUGGCACAAGAUUUACUAUCUUCAGUAGACGUUCCCCUAUCCAUCCGGAAGGAUCCCGCUGAUUCAAACCGCGAGUACUUAUGCUGUGACUAUAAUCGUGAUAUCGAUUCCUUCAGAUCCCCUUGGUCGAACACCUAUUACCCAGAAUUGUCCCCAAAGGAUUUACAAGACAGUCCCUUUCCCUCAGCCCCUUUAAGACAAUUGGAGAUCUUAGCCAAUGACUCUUUCGACGUUUACAGGGAUCUUUACUAUGAAGGCGGUAUCUCCAGCGUGUACCUCUGGGACCUCAAUGAAGAUGAUUUCGAUGGGCACGAUUUUGCAGGGGUGGUGCUUUUCAAGAAAAACCAAUCCGAUCAUAGUAAUUGGGACAGUAUCCAUGUUUUUGAAGUUACAGCAUCUCCUUCAUCUCCUGACUCUUUCAACUAUAGAGUCACCACUACAAUCAUUCUGCACUUGGACAAAACGAAGAUUGAUCAGGAUUCUCAUAUGAUGCUAUCCGGGAACCUGACAAGACAGACGGAAAAGGACAUCGCUGUGGACAUGUCCCGUCCAUUAGACGUUAUUUCCACAUCUCACGUUGCUAAUCUGGGAUCCUUGAUUGAAGAUAUUGAGUCUCAGAUGAGAAAUCUAUUAGAAACUGUUUAUUUCGAAAAGACAAGAGAUAUCUUCCACCAAACAAAGAACGCGGCCAUUGCAUCCUCUACUGAGGAGGCAAAUAAGGAUGCCCAUGCAGAGGUAAUCAGAGGUUUGCAGUCUUUAUAG